AUGCUGUUGCGAUGGGGGACCGAGUCAAAUGAAAGUACGAGUAAUGAGAUUGUCGAGCAAUUCCAAUUCUUUCCUGUCCUCCAUCGAAUCUUAUCUUCUCGUCCAAAUGUAACUCCGAUAGCCAUCACCACUGGUGUUGGCCCACAGGGCAGGAAGACUAUGCACUACCAGCCUCCAAGUGAUGAUGAAGGACCAGAAUUUGUGCCAGAGCAAUUGUCACAGAUCCAGAGCCUCCAUACAGCCCUUCAAAACGAGGCAGCGCACCGUGGAAUCUCCCCAUCUUUUGAGUCUUCAUUCGAUGCUAUUGUAGAUCCUUCUGACUAUUCUCAACCUCUUUGUGAUGUUGACGACAAGGAGAAUGAUCCUCCUGCAUCCUCACAGUCAACCCCUACCUCGAUGACUAAUCUCAACAAAGCCAGGCAACACAUCUCCAAGGUUCCGAAGAAGCGCACCCUUGACGAGACACUUAUUGAUAUGCAGAAGGCAAGUCUAGAUGCUAUCAAUGCUCGUGCUACAGCAGAUAGGCAGCCUCAAGAGCACCAGAUGCUGCUCAAAGAGUUCGAGGCUGGCAUUUGGAAUGUUGAAGAGUAUCGUGAAAAAAUCCGUGAACUGCUGCGCGAGCCUUCUGACAAGGCUGAGCCUGUGAAGCGUGCUUGUUACUCUCCAGAUUGGCCAGAUUGGGAUGAUGAGUCGUAG
Suillus fuscotomentosus is the source of this 696-nucleotide messenger RNA. RefSeq lists its product as uncharacterized. The coding region runs from base 1 to 696 and encodes 231 amino acids. NCBI's taxonomy places the organism in Eukaryota, Fungi, Basidiomycota, Agaricomycetes, Boletales, Suillaceae. The transcript has 4 exons. The record is from RefSeq and is a predicted model, not a curated record.